Triticum dicoccoides is the source of this 2164-nucleotide messenger RNA. RefSeq lists its product as uncharacterized. The coding region runs from base 1624 to 2013 and encodes 129 amino acids. Lineage: Eukaryota; Viridiplantae; Streptophyta; Magnoliopsida; Poales; Poaceae. The record is from RefSeq and is a predicted model, not a curated record. The transcript has 4 exons.
CCCUGUCUCUCAAACUCUGGUUUAGGUAGAUUUAUAUGUUCUGAUGUGUUCGGUGUGCAGAUCUCGCAAGCGAUGCUCGUCUCUGUGAUUUGCUUGUUAAGAAAUUAUGCAUAGAUUACCUGACUGCUGCUUUCGGUUAGCUUGCCGUUGUGGUAGAAUAUCAGUUUGCCCUUUGCACGUCCGCUUCUGCAGGUUUAGUAGUACAUGUCUAUCAAUUUAGGUGUUUCAGCUUGCACGUUUUGUCCAGAUCCAGAACUUAAAAGUAGCACUUUCACCUAAGAGAUCUAGCAGGUAAAUCUUUUUAGUUCAAGUUCAGAUUUAAAGACAGAUAUAUGGUAUCUAGGAUGCAGGUUGGCCAUGCUCGUAGUGGCAGAGCUUGAAAGAAAUCUAAGGAGGCGCAAAGAAAAAUAUAAUCAAAUAAAAAAUCAUAUGUCUGUAAGGGAUGCAAGCGGACAACGUCUGCAUAUCCACGAAGCAAAAAUUACACUAUCUUUGUUACUUUAACAACCAUGUUAGUUUAUUUUUUUCCUUCCGCAGACGCUCAUGAACGCCGUCCACUUAAACAAGUUAGAUUUUGCAGAAUAUUGAGAACAUAGAUAAUUACAUUGAUCUUAUCCACAUUAGAUUACAAAAUACAUUUCUGACAUUAAUUAUAUAUAAGCUACUUUGUAACAAAUGAAACUGAACCAAAAUACUAAUUAAAUAUGGAGUAUUGAGUUAAUCACUAAAGAUCAACUCUUUGUUUCUUUCCGCUCCUAAAUUGCAUAAGAAAUUCAUGGCUGUGAUUUUACUCUCUGUGCUUAACACAAGCUACUGGAUAGUAAAUCAUCUUCCAACAUAUUACUAUGUAGCAUUGUCUUAUUAAUCUUCAGAGUAGAAAAUACACGCUCGACACUUGUUGUAGAAAAUGUAAAAUCAAUGGUCUUUCUUUUAACCAUUACAUCUCUAAAAACAAUUUUUAAUUAGAACUACAACUAGUUAAGAUGAAACAUGCAAGAAUCUACACUGAAAAGGUGUAAUCAUAAGAGUUGGACUCCAGUAUAGCAGGAUUAAAUUCCAGGCUAGACUGCUCUUGCUGCUCACAACCUCACUUUUACGCAACGCUGGCAGUGGCCUGAUGACUAAGCACCACCGUGACUAGAGGAGCCCAGGAGCUCUAAGCACCAGCCUCAGGCAUCUGGCCCCAACGCCGGCAAGCUCUAGUGGUCUGUGUCCCGGUUCCCUGACCCCCGCUCACGCGUCGCCGGUCGCAAAGUCCACGCUAGACAAAAGAGCAUAAGACACACUACAGUAUUGGGUCGCUGCUUGUUUUUCUCCGAUGCAGAGCGCGAGAAGGAUGUGUUAACUGCCGUAUUGGUUGUAGUGUGCAGUACUACUACCUAGUACUAAAAAAAUUCCUUUUCGCUGGGCGGCGACCGCCCAGGUUUGCCCCCAUGAAGCUCCGCCAUUGCAUGCUAGUGCCCUGGAUACUAUGGCAACUAGAUUGUUGAUUGUUUGUGUGGGCAAAGCAACCAAAGUUGUUGAUAGGUACUCUUUUGUCCUCUCUUUUCAGGGAAAUUGUGAUGGUUGCUGGAACAAUCUUCCUUCUAAUGAUCCCAUUUCAGUUUUAAGUUCUCAGUUGCUAUGACUUGGAAUGAUAUCCUUGGUACCAAGGAUUGUUUAGAGAUUACAUUGUUGUUUUCUAGCUUGGAGAAGCAACAUCAACUUGGGAUGCAGAUUCACCAAUAUAUGUAUAUGCGUCUCAUAGCGGGGAGCUCUUGCACGGAUAUCCUUGAAACGAGCCAAGAACCACUAAAUUUGUGUGCUCAGGAACAUGCAGAUCAUGACCAUAAUGUCACUUUGGAUGCUUCUCCCCAAGAUUUGAAUCUGGAGCCUGACGCAGGUGUUGCAGGGAUGGUUGGAUUUUUAUUGAUAAUGCAUCUGGAAUUAACUCACUCGGCUCUAACUCGGCUCUAUCUCUCUUGGGAAGGCAACCCCUUGAUAGUUUAUGAUUUUGGGUGCAUGUAUAGAUAGCAUGUUGUAACAAGUUUUUUUGAUACUCAGCGUGACCAACAUUGCUUGUACAUAUUGGUCAAGGUGUUCUACUUGCAAUAACUAACUUCAGCUAUAGCUAUAUUUUUUGAAUUUGGCUUUAAGUUGACCAUCUAUCUGAUGUAUGUGUUCA